Messenger RNA from Anopheles maculipalpis, 4170 nucleotides. RefSeq lists its product as uncharacterized. NCBI's taxonomy places the organism in Eukaryota, Metazoa, Arthropoda, Insecta, Diptera, Culicidae. Gene Ontology annotation, molecular function: nucleic acid binding. The transcript has 4 exons. Bases 1 to 4170 code for a protein of 1389 amino acids. Gene Ontology annotation, biological process: DNA integration. The record is from RefSeq and is a predicted model, not a curated record.
AUGCCUACUCAAACAAUUUUGGCUUCACGAAGGACGAUUUUGCUCACUACUUUGGUGCGACACGAACAGUUUUUACGGGAAUUUGAUCCCGAGCGAGACUCCAAUGCCGUGGAAAUACGACUUAAUAAAGUCCAGCAGUUGGCAAACGAUUUGGAGAACAUUCAACAACAGCUGGAAGAUGCAUCAACCACUGUUGAAGAAUCCGACUAUAACGACGCGUUGAGGCAGGAUUUCGAGCCACGCUUAAUCUACGUGGAAGGCGAAUUGAAAGCGAAAAUGAAGGAAAUUUCGCGUAAUGAGGCCGCGCAGCAAAAGGCUGGCAACAGCUCCCUGAAGGGAAUAAAAUUGCCCACCAUCACACUCCCGGAAUUCAAUGGUGACUACAUGCAAUGGUUGACCUUUAGGGACACUUUCGAGUGUCUUAUACACGACAACGUAGAUUUGCCCGCCAUACAAAAAUUUCACUACUUGCGUGCAGCGCUGAAGGGUGAAGCGGCGCAAGUUAUCGAGGCGAUUACAAUCAGUGCGGCAAAUUAUGACCAAGCUUGGAAAAUGGUCACUGCCAGAUAUUCCAAUGAAUAUUUGCUAAAAAAACGUCACCUGCAGGCCAUGUUUAGCAUGAAGCCGAUCAGACACGAAGGUGCGUUCACCCUUCAUCAGCUGGUUGACGAAUUUGAGCGCCACAAAAAUACGCUUCACCACUUGGGUGAAGAUACUGACGCUUGGAGCAGUAUUUUGGAGCAUUUAUUGUGCACCAAGCUGCCAACAAUCACGCUCCGUGAUUGGGAAGAGCACGCUUCCAAUGACGAAAAUCCAAGCUACGAGAAUCUUUUUCAUAAUUCGGCACCGCUAGAUCUCAUCCUCGGUGCCCGGCAUUACCACGAAUUCUUUCAAAGUGGGGCACAACAUAAAAUCUCGUCAGGGCUUCCCGUCCUCAUCGAAAGUGUGUUCGGAUGGGCCGUGAGCGGCUCAGCGUCGUAUUUGAAUCCUGCUGAGGAAAACUCGAAUGCAACAUCCAUCGUUUGCAUGAGCACUCUAGAGGAAUCGCUCGAACGAUUCUGGAAUGUAGAAGAGUUGCAGCCUGACUUUAACGUGAAGUUCGGCCAGUCCAAGGCAACAGCAUUGAGACGCUUCGAAUUGCUGGAAAGGAGGCUGGAACGCGAUCCACAACUAAAAGCGGACUAUCAUCAAUUCAUGAAGGAGUACUUGAAUCUCGGUCCCAUGUCGCCGAUAAAUGUUGGUCGGGAAGAGGAACAGGCCUACUAUUUACCACAUCAUCCCGUUUUUAAAUCAUCCAGCUCAACAACGAAACUGAGAGUAGUGUUCGAUGGAUCUGCAAAAAUGAAUUCUGGUUAUUCAUUGAACGAGAUAUUAUGCACCGGUCCUAUCGUGCAAGACGAUCUGCUGGACAUAAUCUUACGAUUCCCCCCGAUGCAGAUUUUCGAACUCAACACCGUUACGUAUGGACUUUCGCCUUCAUCGUUCCUAGCUACGCACACCUUGCUUCAGCUCGCAGAUGAUGAAGGUGCUCACUAUUCGAAUGCACAAGCUGCCCUGAAACGAAACUUUUAUGUAGAUGAUUUCAUUGGUGGUGCCAAUACAGUAGAAGAUACUGUACGUCUUCGCCAGGAGCUAUCGGAUCUGCUUGCGAAAGGUGGAUUCGAAUUGCGCAAGUGGACAUCAAAUCAUCUAGGUGUUCUCAGCGGUUUAAGUGCUGAUCAGAUCGGCACCCAGUCAUCGUUGCAGUUCAUUCCCAAUGAAACGGUGAAAACACUCGGUAUCUCCUGGCAACCAGAAUCUGAUGAGCUGUGUUUUGAUUCGAACGUUUGUGUUGAAUCAACAUCCUCAACGAAGCGAUCCAUACUAUCAGGCAUCGCGAAGAUGUAUGAUUCGCUUGGGCUGAUUGCACCUGUAUUGGUCCGUGCAAAGUUGCUAAUGCAGGAAUUAUGGCUGCUAAAAUCCGGCUGGGAUGAUCCCGUUCCCGAACAGAUCUACAACAAAUGGACAACGAUUAGUGAUGAAUGGCAAUCUCUAGCUACGUAUAAAACUAAUCGUCAUGUUCUUUUACCUGAUUCACAAGUAGAGCUCCACACGUUCACCGAUGCCUCCGAAGCAGCCUACGGAGCCUGUAUCUACGCGAGUUGUGAAAACGAGGAAGGAGAAAUACGGAUCAGCUUACUAGCAUCGAAGUCCCUAUUAGCACCUCUUAAACGCGUCACAUUGCCGAGACUCGAACUCAACGCAGCUGUUUUGGGAGCCCAUCUCCAUCACCGGGUCUUGAAGGCGAUGCAGAUCGAUUGCGUCGAGUCCUUCUUCUGGUCAGAUUCAACUGUAACGCUGAAGUGGAUAGCAUCUCCACCCAAUACGUGGAAAACAUUCGUGGCAAACCGUGUUGCUGAAGUGCAGCGCUUUUCUCAUCCGCGACAAUGGCGACACGUUCCUGGUUCCAGCAAUCCGGCCGACCUGGUCUCUCGCGGCAUGUCGGCAGCGAAUUUCAUCAAAAGUCGACAGUGGCACUCCGGUCCGGAUUGGCUAGCUUUUGCUUCAUCGUCAUGGCCCAGCUCAAAGCCUGAUUCCAUCGACGGAGUGGAUCUAGAAAUCCGGCAGGUGAGUGCAAAUAUCGCUUCCACGUCGACUCAUCCAUGGUUCGAUAUUUCAUCGUCGUAUUCCAGAUUGGUGCGUAUAAUUGGGUACUGUGUACGUUUUACGCGUAGUACUCAACUGAAGGCGCGCACACAACCAUCAUUACACCACAACGUAGCACCACUAAGCAUCACGCCAGAACACUUGGAAGCAGCUAAAACUGUGCUUUGCAGAUUAGCACAGCAGGAUGCCUUCGCUCACGAAAUCAAGCACUUGACAAAGGGAGAAGCCUUAUGGAAGCAGUCAUCGAUACGCAAGUUAAGCCCCUUCAUCGACGAGACGGGCGUAAUACGAGUGGGAGGACGAUUAAAGCUCUCGCAGUUGCCGUACCAAUCGAAACAUCCCGUGGUGCUUCCUAAACAGCAUAAGUUUACCCGUCUCAUGGCUGAACAUUACCACGAACAACUUAUGCAUGCUGGCGGAAGACUUCUACUAUCCCAGAUGAGAGAGCAGUAUUGGCCACUAGACGGACGUCGACUGGUGAAAAGCAUCGUGCUGAAUUGCUUUCGCUGUAUUCGCCAAGAUCCCGCAUUGGCACAGCAACCCAUUGGUCAACUCCCAUCAUCACGCAUUACACCGAGCCGGCCUUUCUCCAUCACUGGAGUGGAUUACGCCGGACCGUUCUACUUAAAGCCUGCGCAUCGAAGGGCCGCAGCUACUAAGAGCUACCUGUGCAUAUUUGUUUGUUUCACCACGAAGGCUGUUCAUCUUGAACUCGUGAGAGACCUCACAACUGCAGGAUUCUUAGCCGCACUACGACGUUUUACUUCGCGCCGCGACCUACCGUCCCACAUCCAUUCCGACAACGGUAAAAAUUUUGAAGGAGCCGAACGCGAGCUCAGGGAGCUUUUUCAGAUGUUCGACGACGAGCAACAACGGAACGUCAUUGUUGCUGAUUGUGCGAAUAAGGGCAUCACGUGGCACUUCACUCCACCGAAAGCUCCAAACUUCGGUGGAUUAUGGGAAGCAGCAGUCAAAACCGCGAAAAGACAUCUCUACCGGCACCUAGGCGGCACGAGGCUGUCUUACGAAGGCUACUGUACCGUGCUUCAACAAAUAGAGGCAGCAAUGAAUUCCCGACCAUUGUUACCACUAUCCGAUGAUCCCGACGAACUAGCUGCACUAACACCGGCACACUUUCUAAUCGGCACAUCGAUGCAUGCUGUUCCUGAGCCGGACUACACUCACCUGAAAUCGUGCACCCUGGAUGAUCUUCAGAAGUGGCAGCUGCUAGUGCAACGUUUUUGGAAACAUUGGGCCACCGAAUACCUACAAGAGAUGCAGAAAAGUUACACACGGCCGGGCAGCAACAACAACAACAUACUUACCGGCAGGUUGGUGAUACUAAUGGACGAAUCUUUACCUACUACUCGUUGGCCUCUAGCACGCAUCAUACACACUCACCCCGGAGAGGAUCAGAUCGUGCGCGUGGUAACACUGAAAACCGCGAAGGGAAUAAUAAAGCGUCCGAUCACGAAAAUUUGCAUCUUGCCGCUGCGCACCGACAACGAGGACAACACAUGCUGA